Fusarium verticillioides 7600 is the source of this 2182-nucleotide messenger RNA. RefSeq lists its product as hypothetical. Bases 709 to 1827 code for a protein of 372 amino acids. The transcript has 2 exons. The record is from RefSeq and is a predicted model, not a curated record. NCBI's taxonomy places the organism in Eukaryota, Fungi, Ascomycota, Sordariomycetes, Hypocreales, Nectriaceae.
GGCUCAGUCUCGGGUGGCUUCUGCUAACGUUGACUUUUAUUUUUUUGCUCAAAAUCUUCCCCUUGACUGAGCUUGAACCAUCAGAACCAACCCAUCGUCUCGUCAUCUUUGGUUCAUCGCAGGCAUCGAAAAUUUUGUCGCUGCAUUUGGUGUUCUUUUGUUUUUUUCCUUCUCAAUUCCUCGCUUCAAUAAGCGGGCCAUUAUUUCGUCACUUGGGCCGUUCGUCAAUAUCUUUCUCCCCGGUUGCCGAACGCAAACGCUGAACUUGUAGCGCACUGCACUGGGAGCCUCCUACAAACGAAGGCUGGAGAAUAGAAACUCAUCAAUUGUUACCUUAUUCAUCUCACCACUUCCUAUUGUUAACUCAUUGUUUCAUCCUGAUCAGAGUGACAAUUACUCGUCAUUCUUACUCACACCCAUUAAUUAUUCCUCCUCUUUCGCCAUUAAUUUUCUCCCCUUCAACUUUCGAUAUUUUCUCCCCCAAACCUUUUUCUCUUAUCGCAAUAACCAGCGCCCCUACUCCGUAUUCACCUCAGUAACACUACUGUACCCCAGCUGCAAUUCCGUGCACACCCCCCCUCCGCCCGGUAGCUGCCGUUUCGCUCCUCGGCAUCAUCACACGAUUUCAGUUACACACCCUCCGCUUUCCAGUAUUGUUCCUUACAAACUUGUCGGCCCUGGCUCGGAUUCAGGAUAUCCGGCUACAUCAUGAAUGCUGGCACGGGCAGGGCGGGCGUCAUAAGCGCUCCAGAUGAUGCUGCUCCGAUGGAUAAGUUGGCACAUGCUGUACUAGAUGAUGUGCUUUACAACGUUCUGAGCGAUCUAUUGAUGAAGACGCACCGCGAAGAGAAGACGGCUAGAGCUACCACCGCUGCCAUUCGCAUCGAGAAGUUGGCAUCCGACGCGUCCGACAGCUCAACGCCAGACUCAAAACCGGACGUACGGAUUGAGACUGACGCCGCUAUAUACGAGGAUGGAAAAGUAUUGUUGAAGGGCAAUCCUCUUAAGACGACCGCCGAGAUUCUGUGCCCCCGAUGCCAUCUGCCCCGACUCCUAUACCCGACAGACGGAAAAGGCGCUCAAAAACCCGAUCCCGGUGUCAUCUACUGCAAGAAACAUCCUUAUAUUGAUAAGCCCGGGUGCGACAUCUAUGGCCAGAGCUGGGUUCCUCAAGGUCCCGGCCGAGGCAAGAAGAAGAAGGACAUGGAAAAGAAUACCGAUUCUCCCAAUGCUGAACAGCGACCACCCAAUGUUCUUUCUUUCCCCUCAGCUACUUGCAGCAAAUGCAAGCGUUGUAUUCUUGUCACUCGACUGAAUAACCAUAUGGGCUCGUGCAUUGGGAACAGUGGUCGCAACGCCAGUCGAGCUGCAGCGCAGAAGUUGAGUAAUGGCGGAUCUCAGAAUGACACUACGCCACCUUCAUCACAAAAGGCGACUCCUGCGCCAGGCUCACGCGCCACCAGCCCGAAGAAGCGCGAUGCCAGCGACGAAGAGGAAGAUUCUGAGAACAGUCACAAGAAAAAGAAGCUCAAGCCUACUUCCUCGGCAGUCACCAAGAAGGUGAUUCUCAAGACGAAGCCGAGCCUCAAAAAGGACAAACCUAAGGGCCUGUCGUCCUUAAGCCAGGAGCAAAAGGCCGACUACAGCAACAGUGAAUCCGUUGACGUGGCACCCAAGAAGGCUGUGUCCAAGGGUAUCAGUCCCGUUAAGAAGCUUAAGAUGAACAAACCUCCGCUGGGGUCACCCAAGCCCAAGCCUACUAGCCUCAUCCGCGAGGCAACUGGAGAGUCAGAGUCUUCAGACACACUCUCAUCCCCUCCUCAGUAGACCUCGCUCAGGAAUAGCAUUAUGAGCGAUAUAUCAUCGAUCUGAUGGCGUGUCAGGCUGUCCUCUUGGCGUCAGCCUGGCCUACAGGCAUCAGUAUGAAUGUUAUGGUUGGAUACGAUAGAAGCAGGCAGUACGUCACGCGACAAAGGACAUCAUUUCCUUAUCGCUUGCUUCCCGAGAACAUUUACUCUACUUGUAUUAUCAUCAAUACAUCAUUGCAUUGGAAUGGCGAGCUGGUUGGCUAAGGAUACCGGGACCGGAUAUUUACAGCAUCCAUGGAAAAGGGACCGGGGCGUUUUUGGCGUAGUGAGUACAACAACAAUGGAUAUUUGCAAAAAUAUGAUCUUGAACGCGA